AUGUUCGGACAGAGUCCAGCCGCAAAGGGCGAAUUUCCCGAGAAGAUCAUGAUUAACUACGAAAACGAGAAGCCUCGUGCGCGGCGAUUCCAACGAUUCGAGCCUGGGCCAGCUGCUGUUCACAAGCAGAAUGUCGCGCUCUUUGCACACAUCGAUCGCGGCGAGGACCUCGUGGAUCAUCACAGCUUCUUCAUGAGCACAAACGCCACCUCGCAUGUCCAUCACUGCUCAUUCGAAGUGCAUGAUUUUGACACGCAGGCACUGGGUCACCAGUGGCUUGCCAAAAAAGAGUACCAGUCUGUUUGGGGUGUUGGUCGCCAUAUCCUGGGCUCACAAAUUUUUGACUAUUGGUGGGAUACCACUGGCAACAUGAUCGAGCACUAUGCUGAUGGCGAUCUUGUGAAUGAUCAAACUCCUAUCGGAUAUAGUCCUGCAGGCGAUGAGUCGUUGGCGGUUUGGGGGCCUGAGGUGCCUGCUUGGUUCUUGCAGUAG
Messenger RNA from Penicillium riverlandense, 492 nucleotides. RefSeq lists its product as uncharacterized. Lineage: Eukaryota; Fungi; Ascomycota; Eurotiomycetes; Eurotiales; Aspergillaceae. The transcript is spliced from 2 exons. The coding region runs from base 1 to 492 and encodes 163 amino acids. The record is from RefSeq and is a predicted model, not a curated record.